AUGAAGGAGGCCAUCGGCCGACUGAGGAUUGGCUAUUCUACGGCCUCCCCUACCGCCCCUACCCAAAAUUGGCCAUUCCAGGCCCCUGCCGGGUCAAAGGUGUGGUUGGCCAACAAGGGCAAGCCACCUAGCAGGGGGCCCGGUAGAGACAGCAGCAAGAGGUGCUGUGGCUUCAGCACUGGAGGUGCUGGGGUUGACUGCAGCAGCAACGGUGGCGCCACCUGGUGGCACGGUGAGGGACUGCAGCGAUGGCGGAGCGUUCAUUCAAUAGGGUUUUCAGUGCAUUUAUCUUAAGCCACCCCUUUAAGGCUAUACCAACUGAAGGGAACUAACAGUAAAUCGGUAGUGUAAUAUGUGUUGUUAUUAGGCCUACUGACGGUCUAUACUUAGAGUGGCUCCUCUGGUCAUAAGAUCUAAUAUUGAUUAGAUGUAUUAUUACAUUACACUGCUGUUCAUUGAUUAUUGAUUGCCAUUAGUAUCUAUCUAUUUAUCCUGCUACUGGUCGCUAUUACUCCUGAUUUCAUGUAUACACUGAGUGUACAAAAAAUGUAGGACACCUUCCUGAUAUUGAGUUGCACCCCCCCUUUUGCCCUCAGAACAGCCUCAAUUCGUCGGGGCAUGGACUCUACAAGGUGUCGGAAAGCGUUCCACAGUGAUGCUGGCCCAUGUUGACUCCAAUGCUUUCCACAGUUGUGUCAAGUGGGCUGGAUGUCCUUUUGGGUGGUGGACCAUUCUUGAUACACACGGGAAACUGUUGAGCAUUAAAAAAAUCCAGCAGCGUUGCAGUUCUUGACACAAACCGGUGCACCUGGCACCUACUACCAUACCCCGUUCAAAGGCACAUAAUAUUUUGUCUUGCCCAUUCACCCUCUGAAUGGCACACAUACACAAUCCAUGCCUGAAUUGUCUCAAGGUUGAAAAAAUCCUUAUUUAACCACCUGUCUCCUCCCCUUCAGCUACACUGAUUGAAGUGGAUUUAACAGGUGACAUCAAUAAGGGAUCAUAGCUUUCACCUGGAUUCACCUGGUCAGUCUGUGUCAUGGAAAGAGCAGGUGUUCAUAAUGUUUUGUACACUCAGUGUAUAUUACCAUUAGUAUAUUACCACUAGUAUAUUACAAUAAGUAUUUAUAUAUUCCUGCUACCAGUCACUUUUCAGCCCUGUUUUCAUGUAUAUAUUAACAUAAGUAUUCAGCCCUGUUUACAUGUAUAUCUGCCUACAGUGACACUCUUGCACCCACACGUAUGCUGCUUAUUACUGCCAUACGGUUUACUAUUACUAUUAUUUAUCCUGCUACCAGUCACUUUCGCCUAAUCCCUGCCUACAUGUACAUAUUUACCUCAAUACUCCAGUAUCCCUGUAUAUAGCUGACCCUGUAUAUAGCUGACCCUGUAUAUAGCUGACCCUGUACAUAGCUGACCCUGUAUAUAGCUGACCCUAUAUAUAGCUGACCCUGUAUAUAGCUGACCCUGUAUUUACAUUUUAGUCAUUUAGCAGACGCUCUUUUCCAGAGCGACUUACAGUUAAUUGAGUGCAUACAUUUUCAUACUGGCCCCCCGUGGGAAUCGAACCCACAACCCUGGCGUUGCAAACGCCAUGCUCUACCAACUGAGCUACAUCCCUGCCGGCCAUUCUCUCCCCUACCCUGGACGACGCUGGGCCAAUUGUGUGCCGCCCCGUGGGUCUCCGGUCGCGGCCGGCUACGACAGAGCCUGGAUUCGAACCAGGAUCUCUAGUGACACAGCUAGCACUGUGAUGCAGUGCCUUAGACCACUGCGCCACUCGGGAGACUCGAGUGCCACUAGAGCUUCCUCUCUUAUUUAUUUAGUUUUUCUUAUUAGUUUUACCUUUUGAUAUUGAUUAUUGAUUAUAUUGAUUGUAGGGUUGCAAGUUAAGCAUUUCACUGUACUUGUGCAUGUGACAAAUUGAAACUUGAAUACGACAUGCACACGGCCCCUAAGCUAACUAUAGCCUCUCUGUGAGACGGAAGCAGGAAAUCACCCCACUGUGUUUGCUGAUGUGAUAUUGUCUAACUUUCACAUGAAAAUACCGGUUCAUGCACAAUUCAACACAAAUAUAACAUUCAUUGUAUAAUGAGAAGACAGCAUUAAGAGCAGAGUAUAUAUGUCUCUCACCUUUAAGGGUCCCGAUGCCCAGCGUAUAUUAACCUCUGCUCCUGGACACAGAGGAGACAGUGAACCUUUACGGGUCCCGAUGCCCAGCGUAUAUUAACCUCUGCUCCUGGACACAGAGGAGACAGUGAACCUUUACGGGUCCCGAUGCCCAGCGUAUCUUAACCUCUGCUCCUGGACACAGAGGAGACAGUGAACCUUUACGGGUCCCGAUGCCCAGUGUAUCUUAACCUCUGCUCCUGGACACAGAGGAGACAGUGAGACAGGCUCAGAGGGAGAGUGAGUAUAGGUGCUGCUCUGGGGAGGGAAGGGAGUUUUAGUACUUUAUGUUUUUUUAAGGAUGUGGGCCACAAACUGUUCCCAAAGCAGACCAUACCCAGUCCUACAACAACAACAAACAACAACAACAACAACAACAACAACAACAACAACAACACCAACAACACAAAUAAUUAUUGAGACUUACAGUACAACGAGUGCAUAUAUUUUCAGGACGACAAUUUUAGAACUUUUAAAGCCAAUCAGUAGUUUUGGUGUGGUGUGUGGUGUGUGUGGUGUGGUGGUGUGAUGUGGUGUGGUGGUGUGGGUGGUGGAUGUGGUGUGUGUUGUUGGGUGAGUGGUGGUGUUGUGGUGUGGUGUGAUGCUGGUGUGGUGUGGUGUGGUGUGGUGUGUGGUGUGGUGUGGUGUGGUGGUGAUGUGUGAUGCGUGUGGUGUGAUGUGAGUGAUGUGAUGGUGUGGGUGUGUGAUGUGGUGGGUGUGUGAUGGGGAUGUGAUGUGUGGGUGUGGUGGUGGUGUGGUGUGUGUGAUGUGAGUGCGUGUGGUGUGUGGGUGUGGUGUGUGUGUGGUGUGGUGUUUUGGUGUUGGAUGUGGUGGUGUGUUGUGUGCGUGUGGUGUGGUGUGAUGUGAUGUGGUGUGUGGUGUGGUGUGAUGUGGUGUGGUGUGUGUGGUGUGGUGUGGUGUGAUGUUGAUGUGUGUGAUGGUGUGGAUGUGUGUGGUGUGGUGUGGUGUGGGUGUGUGAUGGUGUGGUGGUGGGGUGGUUGUGGUGUGGUGUGGUGAUGGUGGGUGGUGAUGGUGGUGUGUGGUUGUGUGUGUGGGUGGGUGUGUGAUUGGUGUGGUGUGGAUGUGGUUGGUGGUGUGGUGAUGCGUGAUGUAUGUGAUGUGGAUGUGAUGUGUGUGUGUUGUGUGAUGUGGUGUGGUGUGGUUGUGUGUGGUGUAUGUGAUGCGUGUGGUGUGGUGGGGUGUGUGAUGGUGUGGUGUGUGGGGUGUGGUGUGUGUGAUGAGGUGUGGUGUGGUGUGUGUGUUGGUGUGUGUGUGUGGUGUGGUGUGGGUGUGAUGUGAUGUGAUGGUUGGUUGGUGUUGUGGUGUGUUGUGGUGUGUUUGUGGUGUGGUUGUGGUUGUGGGUGGAUGUGUUCGGACAGACCUGUUCAGGCACAUUCCUCAUGUAGGUGGUUGAUGUUAUGACAGGUGUGACAUCACUGUGUAACAGUCCGGCCUCCACCACUGUGUCAGACAGAGAAAGGUCACACCAUCAGCUUGCAUCAUGGGUGUUUGUGUACCUUUACAGUCUUUGGUGUGUACCAUAAGACCAUAGAUUUGGCCGUUUUGCACCUGACCAACAGUGUGUGAAUUUGAGGGUGUGUAAGUAGACUUAUUUGCCUUAGCAGUAUUUACAUUGCAAAGCAAUUUUCCCUAUUGGGAAAUUAAAGUAUUUAUUGAUUCGUUCAUUCAAACCUUGAAGACUUGUCUCUGUGCUCUCUUCUUGCGGUGAAUCCAGAGACAGUCUCUGGCAGACCGUGGAACUCCAGGCAGGGACAAUGGCACCCCCUGGCGGCUACAGGGAUAUUGGCUAAAGGCUGCUCACCAUCCGAUUUAAAGCACUUGUAGGGAUGAUCAAGACGCCUCAAUGCUUGUCUACAAAAGAGACUCUCCAUGUAAUUUUUUUAAAUGUUAUUUUUAAUAAUGAUUACAGGUCUUUCACACUAAACCUAUCUGGACUGGCUGUAAAAUCUCAAAUAAAUUAGAUUAUGAGAUUAGUUUAGCUAAAUCGCCCAAAAAGCUCUGAAUUCCUUUAGUGAAAUCUGAUCCCUAACACGGAAGAGACAUCCUCCAAAGCCCGUUACCUCCUCAAUCGAGAACUCCACUAUGCGCCCGCCGCCCAGCCAGACUCAACCCAACCCCCUUCCCAAACUCAUUCUUCCCCCUCCAAGAUGGAGGCUUUGGGGUGCUACCCGACCAAGCCAUCAAACCCGAGAGCCCGAAUGGUCAGGGUUCUACUGAGUAUGACGGUGUGCAUGGGAUGUUUAUUAAUGCUACAUAGUUUUCUCAAAAUCUCCAAGUCCAGGAAGCCGCAAGAUUUCUAUUCUUUUGAGGUGAAGGACGCCAAAGGGAGAAGCGUUUCUUUGGAGAAAUACCGAGGCAAAGUAAGUCCACAUCAGCAAAACUCAACGAGUAGACCAACUCUGUGUACUGCUGAAGUCAGUCAGUUUAUCUAAAAGGUUGAUAACUUGUUUCUGCUAACUCUGUGUACUGCUGAAGUCAGUCAGUUUAUCUAAAAGGUUGAUAACUUGUUUCUGACAUUUACAAUUCCCCGAUAUUUUUUUUUUUCUCCUGGUGCAGGCGUCUCUGGUUGUCAACGUGGCGAGCCACAGCGAACACACUGAGAAGAACUAUCGCUCUCUGCAGGAGCUGCACCGGGAAUUGGGUCCUUCCCAUUUCAACGUCCUGGCUUUCCCCUGCGGCCAGUUCGGGGACACGGAGAUGGGGGCCAGCCGGGACAUCGAGGCCUACGCCAAGAACACCUACGGCGUCACCUUCACCAUCUUCAGUAAGGUCAAAAUCAUGGGGUCGGAGGCAGAGCCAGCCUUCAAAUUCAUAACAGGUAAGCACAGUAGGCUUAUUAUAAGUCUGCAUCGCAGUGCUAGCUGUGCCACUAGAGAUCCUGGUUCGAAUCCAGGCUCUGUCGUAGCCGGCCGCGACCGGGAGACCCAUGGUGCGGCGCACAAUUGGUCCAGGGUAGGGGAGGGAAUGGCCGGCAGGGACGUAGCUCAGUUGAUAGAGCAUGGCGUUUGCAACGCCAGGGUUGUGGGUUCGAUUCCCACGGGGGGCCAGUAUGAAAAAUAAAAUAAAUAAAAAUAAUAAUAACUCACUAACUGUAAGUCGCUCUGGAUAAGAGCGUCUGCUAAAUGACUAAAAUGUAAAUGUAAUAAUAGUUUUCAUGGGCACUGUGUGUGUGGGAGGAAUUGCAGUUAUUAUGGCACAUUGGCACACAACACAACGAAGACAUUGGGCCUAAUGACCGUUUGUUUCCAUUCACCAUACAGAUUCUGUGAAGAAGGUUCCGAAGUGGAACUUCUGGAAGUUCCUGGUGAACCCUGAAGGCCAGGUGGUGAGAUACUGGAAGGCAGAGGAGCCCGCCGAGAGCGUGCGUAAGGAGGCCAUGACCAUGGUGCGCCAGAUUAUUCUCAAGAAAAGGACAGAGCUCUGAUGGGAUGGUGGGCUCAGAGAUGGUGAGGAGUGGAGUAAGGACACCCUCUGAAGUUUCCAGAGUUUGAAUGAAACGUUAUGAGGUAUUAAUUAAGAUACAAACUCAACUCUGUUGUUAGGUGCUGAGUGGGACUUUAGGCC
Coregonus sp. 'balchen' is the source of this 5754-nucleotide messenger RNA. NCBI's taxonomy places the organism in Eukaryota, Metazoa, Chordata, Actinopteri, Salmoniformes, Salmonidae. The record is from the annotation of a GenBank genome assembly.